Chenopodium quinoa (quinoa) is the source of this 2623-nucleotide messenger RNA. RefSeq lists its product as uncharacterized. The coding region runs from base 153 to 1997 and encodes 614 amino acids. Lineage: Eukaryota; Viridiplantae; Streptophyta; Magnoliopsida; Caryophyllales; Amaranthaceae. The transcript has 9 exons. The record is from RefSeq and is a predicted model, not a curated record.
AAAUAGUAGCAAUGAAUGUAAACAAAACAAGACUUAGAUGGUACAGUAGUAGCUAGUUUUGGUAGGUGAUGUUUACUGUUUACCAUAACUAGUUAAAGUCAAUGUAAAUCUGAAGUGGACAACGCCGCUCAGGAGUCAGUCCUGCCUCGUUCAUGCUGUUCUGCUCAGAAAAUAUGGAGAGCUCAAGGAAAAAAAAAAAAAAAAACACACACAUACAGAGUGAUGCCAGGAAAUUUGUACAGAUCCAUCUUCUUGGAUGGAGAGCUCCAUAUCUGCAAAGUCAGGUUGCUGGGUUUGACAUGAACUGGCCAUUGCUGAUCAGAGGAGGAAGAAUGGGGGAACAUUGCUCACAGAUUGUGUCCAAGAUUACUUGUGACUGUGAAUACUUGUCACAGUUAGUAGUGUUCAUAGUCACAAGUAUUCUAGGACUCAGAUUAACCAACGUAAAUCGGCUGAAUAUCGAUCCCAAAUUGCUCUUGGCUAAAAAGCAAAUGAGUCUCCCUUGCAAGCGUAACUCUGAUGGUAGUGAGAAAGUUUUAGAAGAAGAGAAGGCAAGGGGGUGUCUGAUGAAAAUCGCUGAUUACAAACAAAAAUAUGCCUUGUUGGAAGACGGGGAAUUUGGGAGCCAAAAAGUGUCUUUAACUGGGAGGAUCACAAACAAGGAGGAUUAUUCAGAUGAAAGUCAUUUUUUAAUGCAUGAAGAGGGCCUCGAAGUGCUACUUGUAGCCAUGAAAAGGUAUUGCCAGAAUGUUGGUCUUGUGGAACUUGGUCAUGAUGUUAGGGUAACGGGAUCACCAGGAAAAUCUAAGGGGAAGCUAUGUCUGUAUGCCGACUCUUUUUCAAUAUUACCUCCUUGUCUCCUUAAUUUGGAAGAGAAGGGAGUUUCUGUUUCAAAUAUUGAAGAGCCAAAACAUCACAAGCAUUUUGAGAAACUAUCAAAUCAUCAGUUUCAGUGGAAGGUAUACAAUGGGGUGAAGAUUUUACAGCCUCCUAUCAAACAAGGUCCCAAUAUGUGUGCAUUUGCAGCAGUUGUAAAGCAACUCGAUUAUAAUUUGAGGUUGUUGUAUGCUAAUGCAAGCAAAGGAUUGUCAUUGACCGAAGAUGAGUGUAUAUUUGACCACAAAAAAUGGGAGAAUGAUUUGAAAAAAGAGUAUCCUGAUCGCAAAACUAGGUGGAAACCUAUUGAUCUGCUAGUUGAGGCACAAACCAGAGGUGUACCAUUAUGGAAUCAUGGUACCCAUGUCAUCCAAUACGCUAAGGGUAUGUCAUGUCAUAAAAUAGAUGCAAUCUCUCGCUUGAAGCAGUUGCUAAAAUUUUUUCCAGUUAUAGGAGUUGUGCCCGUAUACACUACUUAUAAUGUUGAUGGAGAUGAUUUGUAUGUUCGAGGUGGUAGUUAUGUGACUGAGAGGAAAUUUGAUAGGGAAGGUAUGGAGGUAGAGCAAAGAGCUCGUCAUGCUGUUGUUUUGGUUGAUUUAUGCGAAAUUGAUGGAAUUUCCUACAUAUCAUAUCAAAAUUCCGAGGGGGAUUCUGGAAAAAGCAUGUGUGAACUUGGCAUCUCAUGGAUGGAAGCUGAUUUAAUUGGUGAAAUUGUUUACGGAUGUUCUCUGCCACCUGUUCAUCCCCCAAGCGUAUUACAAACCAAAAAUCAAAUUGACUCAAUGCUCGCUGAAUUUGAGAUGGUUGGUACAUCUUUGAGUGCCUCUCAAGAAUAUUUUCGAGAGGGUCAAAAUGUGAUUUAUCAAAUCACAGAAUCUAGGUUGGUUUUUCAUAAUGAUGAACGUAUGAGCUUGGACAAAAAAAUUCAAGAUUACAUCACACGCCUUCACGACAUAUCCCAGAAGUUGAAGAAGUUCUUUCAGAAAUAUAAGAACGUUCAAAAGGCCGCCGUGGCAGGUUUUGGCAAUGUACCGCGGCUUUUAGAGGCUUGUGGGGAUGCAGAUGAAAUUGAAGGAUUUGCAACCAAAUUGCAACAAUUACAUCAAAACACAUUACUCUAGUUCUGCAAACCCAAGAUAGAAAGAAGCUGCGUACGGCUCUGUUUACUUACGGAGGUACUUCUUCAGACAAAGAACCACCUAUUUCUGCACCAACAGACCACUUCUUCAGUGUCCUGUUUACUUGCAGGACACUGAAGCUACUGCAAAUCCUGCUGUCAGCACUCCUUUGGAAGAUUCAGACAGAGCAAAGAAAGUUUUAAAUGUGCAGGGUUGUAACUGAGUAUCAUAGCUCAUUAUCAUUUGGUGCCUUUUGCUUACCAUAAAUAAGACUAUCUGCUGUGCUAGUACCAACAUGAAAUCUGCAGUGCCUUCAGCCAGUAUUAAGUUUAGUUUGCUACACCUUGUAUGAAAUGGAUUUAUUGUAACUAUGUAGCUUUUUCUUUUGGGACCGUUUAGUAGGAAUAUAGACAGUAGUUUGUGUUCUUAUCAAACAUCUCCUUACAAGACUUCAUCUAAAUCUUUUGCAGAGUUUGCGAGGAACGUACACAGCUUGAAUUGAAUUGUUAGGAACAUAUACACAGUAGUUUGUAUGUUCCUAGAAAACGCCUGCUUAUCAAACACUUUAAGCUUGGGAGUUAAAGCUUUUCUAUAUGAUUAUAUGCUAUUGAUCUAAUUUGACUGCAGUA